AUGAACGUUAUUAUGGUGAAGUGCUUGUUGGUGACGGCGUGCCUGCUGGUGGCGGCCGGCAGCGCCGCUUACGCGCCCGUCAAAGGCGCCGCGAGAUUCGGCCGAGCUCCGCUGCUGGAGCGAUUCGCCUGGCGAAUUCUCGACUGGAACUUCCCGUCGGAGCUGAGCAGGCAGCAGGCCAUAGCGACGGGCGACUAUCAGCCGGAGAACGCCCUUCCCGUGGGCAUCGAGAUCUGGAGGGACAAGCUGUUCGUCACCGUGCCCAGAUGGAAGGACGGAGUUCCCGCCACCCUCAACUACAUUCCGCUGGACCAAGUGCGCGGCGGAUCGCCCAAGCUCAUACCCUACCCGAGCUGGUCGCAGAACGUCGCCGGCGCCUGCGGUAGCGGCCUCACCACCGUCUACAGAAUCCACGCCGACACGUGCAACAGACUCUGGGUCCUCGACGUGGGUACCGUCGGAAUCGGCAACGAGACCGUCCAGGCCUGCCCCUACACUCUGAACGUGUUCGAUCUGACGACCGACACCCUCAUCAGGCGCUACGUUCUCAGGCCCGAAGACGUUAAUUCGAACACGUUCAUCGCCAACAUCGCCGUGGACAUCGGCAAGGGCGGCUGCGACGACGUCUACGCGUACAUGUCGGACGAGCUCGGCUACGGCCUCAUCGUCUACUCGUGGCAGCUGAAUCGCUCGUGGCGCCUCGAGCACGGCUACUUCUUCCCCGACCCGCUCGCGGGCGAUUACAACGUAGGCGGCCUGAAUUACCAGUGGCACACCGAGGGCAUAUUCGGCCUGAGCGUGUCGCCGGUGGCCCUCGACGGCUAUCGCACCCUCUUCUUCCAUCCGCUGAGCAGCAAUCGCGAGUUCGCCGUGUCCACGAGGAUACUGCGCGACGAGAAGCUCUCGGCCAACAGCUAUCACGACUUCCAGGUGCUGCCCGAGCGAGGACCGCUGGGCCACUCGACCGCCGAGAUCAUGGACGAGAACGGGCUGCAGCUCUUCACUCUGGUCGAUCAGAAUGCCGUCGGCUGCUGGAACUCGCUGCUGCCCUACGCCCCGAGCAACCAGGCCGUCGUCGCCCGCCACGACGAGGCAAUGAUCUUCCCGUCCGACGUUAAGAUCAACCGUGGCCUGAUCUGGAUCAUGACCGACCGCAUGCCGCAGUUCCUCGAGUCCGAGGAGGGCCUGAACUACACCGACGUGAACUUCAGGAUACUGACGGUGCCGGUGCGCGACGCCAUCGCCGGCACCGUCUGCGACAACACGCCCUGGACCUUCCAGGGCAAUCAGCUAUGGUGGGACCGAUGAUCGAUUCGAUAGCAUAUAUAGAGCAAUUCUCUCAUCAUUUUUAUGUACGCCAAGCAUCAUCGGUGCGCUCAUUUUUGUGUGCCUAUAUAGCAGCAAACGAUUUAUAAUAGCCUAAAUAUUGUGACAUCUACCGAUUCAUCGUCAUUCCAUUAUAAAUAUUGUAUAUCAGCCACUCGCAUUUCGUUCACGCCCACGCACGCACGACGCGCAAAAAUUCGAAUUUUUUUCUUCUUUCCUACAUCGCAACUGGAUUUCCGCGAAAACGCGUUUAUGAAACUUGCACGUAUAUAUGUAUGUACGUACGAAUGAAAGUCGCGCGCGUUGAUGUUUCGAUGCGGAAUGUAAUGGCAAAAAAGGAAAAACGCACGCCAGCAGCAGCAGCAGCAGUGGCUACCGUUUUCACAGCCUAUACUGCACGCGCGACUUUCAUAUUUAUAUGUAUCAUGUGUGUGUGUGUGUUUGUACGUUUAAGCGAGCACACAAACAUAAUAUAGACAGCUUGACGCACGGCGCGCGUUUCCGCGAGUAAACAAUUUUCUCGCGGAGAUUGGCCUCUGAUGCAUUAAUCCAUACCGGGAGCCGUGGCAACACCUACGAAACAAACUAGUAGCUGCUUGUAUAAAUUAUUAUGUAUACACUGUUGCCAAUCUUGUGUGCUUUUUCCUCGCCUUCUUUUUUUUUUUUUUUACUUUACUUCACUCGAACGCGGUGUCGCAGUACGUGCCUGUGUGGCGGGCUCGAUGAAUCGUUUGCACGUGCGCUUCUAUACCAUAGCAUAAUAGUGGGCAAAAAAUUAUGUGCUCCGAAAGUAAUCAUCCUUAUCGAAUUUUUCUCGCGUGUGUAUCUUAGAAAAUUCGCGAUUGUAUAAUAAAACACUUCCGUGUCAAAAUUUUGCAGUAAAUACGGAAUAUUCACGAGAAAAAAAAAUCAAAGAUAUUUACUCUCUCAAUAUUUAUCGUCGACGCACCGACGACGGUUGACAAGUGCAAUCUAGACCGUAAUUGAGCAUUGGGUUGUAACGCCGACUUUCAACUUACCUCUUUUUUUUUUUUUUGCUCGUCAAGAUCAUUUUGAGAUAACAAUCGAAAAGACAACAUUGUAUAAUGUAACGUGACUUUAGUUCCUUUGAAGAAAAACAGUCUAUAUAGUUGAAUCAUUACCUACAUGGCUUUUUCAUAAUACAUGCUUACAGAUAUUUCCAUG
Trichogramma pretiosum is the source of this 2511-nucleotide messenger RNA. RefSeq names its product protein yellow (gene Y-y). The record is from RefSeq and is a predicted model, not a curated record. The transcript is spliced from 6 exons. Gene Ontology annotation, cellular component: extracellular region. Lineage: Eukaryota; Metazoa; Arthropoda; Insecta; Hymenoptera; Trichogrammatidae. Bases 1 to 1308 code for a protein of 435 amino acids.